Parnassius mnemosyne (clouded apollo) is the source of this 5388-nucleotide messenger RNA. Lineage: Eukaryota; Metazoa; Arthropoda; Insecta; Lepidoptera; Papilionidae. The record is from the annotation of a GenBank genome assembly.
AUGCUCUUGACGGGUUCCAUGAAUGAAUCAGGAAGUGAUUCUGUCAGUGAGAAAGGUGAACGGAGUGAUUCCAGUGGAUCGGGUUCUGGUAGUGAAAGUGACAGUGGAUCCAGUUCUGGGUCAGCAUCUGGAUCUGCUGGAAGAUCUGGGUCAGAAAAAUCUUCUAAUGUAGAUAGAUCGCAUCACAGUGACGAUGAUACAAAGUUUUCACCGAAACAUAGCAAUCCAAAUUCUUCAAAAUCAGACCAUCACACCGAUAAAGAUUCUUCAAGUGAGGAUACAAUAAAACCAAAAUCUAGAAGUAACCAUGGCAAAAUUAAAUCUGACCUGUGGGAAGAUAACCCUGACAUUUAUGGUAUUAGAAGGUCUGGAAGGUCCAGAAAAGAACCAGAUAGACUGAAAGUAGCAGAUAGUGACUCAAGUGAGAAAGGAAGAAGCCAUAAUAGAAAGACUAGAAAAAAAAGUGAUUCAUGGAAUUCAGAUUCAUCUGAUAGUGAUAGUGAUAUGAAAGGUUCACCACCACCACCUUCUAAGAGACCAGGCCAAAGAAGUGUACCCUUAAGAAAAAAAAAGCCGGCAAGGAGAAGAUUCUCUAGUGAUGAAGAUGAAAGUUCAGAGGCUUCCGAUGAAGACACUAGAAGUCGAACAGCCACAAGAAGGACUGCAGGUGCAGCAGUUAGUUAUAAGGAAGCAAGUGAUGAACAAACAGAUUCUUCUGAUCUUCUAGAAGUUGAAGGGGCUGAUGGUGAAGCGGAAGGUGAACCUGAACCAGAAGAUCACAGUGAGACCAUUGAAAGAGUGCUUGGGUACCGACGUGGGAAAAAAGGAGUCACUGGCAAUGUGACUACAGUCUAUUAUGUAGAACAACAUGGAGAUCCUAACGAAGGGUGUAAUCCUGAAGAUGAAGAGUCUACAGAACCCCAGUACCUGAUUAAAUGGAAGGGUUGGUCUCAUAUUCACAACACUUGGGAAUCUGAGAAAUCACUUAAUGAACAGAAAGUAAAAGGUCUUAAAAAACUUGAAAAUUAUAUAAAAAAGGAAGCAGAGUUAUCAUGGUGGAGACAAAGGGCAGGACCAGAGGAUAUUGAUUACUUCGAAUGUCAGAGUGAAUUACAUCAGGAACUUGUUAAGACAUAUAACAAUGUUGAAAGAAUAAUUGCUGAACAAACCCGAGAGUUAGAUGGAGGUGGAACAGCUCGUGAAUACUUUUGCAAGUGGGAGUCACUUCCAUAUGCAGAUGCUACUUGGGAAGACUCAGCUUUAAUAGAGAAGCGAUGGCCAGUUCAAGUAGAACAUUUUAAGCAUAGAGAAGCUGCUAAAACCACACCAUCGAGGCAUUGUCCUGUCUUGAGAAGGCGACCAAAAUUUCAUCAGCUUAAAGAACAACCGGAGUACAUGGGUAAAGAUAAGACAUAUAUACUACGAGAUUAUCAAAUGGAUGGAUUGAAUUGGUUAAUACAUUCCUGGUGUAAAGAUAAUUCUGUUAUACUUGCUGAUGAAAUGGGUUUAGGUAAAACAAUACAGACUAUUUGUUUCUUGUACUACCUAUUUCAAUCACAACAACUUUAUGGACCAUUCCUUUGUGUUGUACCAUUGAGUACAAUGACUGCAUGGCAGAGAGAGUUUGAACAGUGGGCGCCUGACAUCAAUGUUGUUACAUACAUUGGUGAUGUGAUCAGCAGAGAUAUUAUAAGGCAAUUUGAAUGGAGUUUUGCGAGUUCAAAAAGGCUUAAGUUCAAUGCUAUUUUAACAACCUAUGAGAUUUUACUUAAAGAUAGACAGUUCCUAAGGUCAUUCAGUUGGGCCUGCUUGUUAGUAGAUGAGGCUCAUAGAUUAAAAAAUGAUGAUUCCCUGCUAUACAAAGCAUUAAAAGAGUUCGAAACGAAUCAUCGAUUAUUAGUAACUGGUACACCACUACAAAAUUCCUUGAAGGAAUUAUGGGCGUUAUUGCAUUUUAUAAUGCCUUACAAAUUUGAAUCAUGGGAAGAAUUUGAAAAAGACCAUGAAGAUGCUGCAACAAAAGGCUAUGAAAAACUACACAAGCAGUUGGAACCAUUUAUAUUGAGGAGACAAAAGAAAGAUGUUGAGAAAUCCUUGCCAGCAAAAGUAGAGCAAAUUUUACGAGUAGAAAUGACUGCUAUUCAGAAACAAUAUUAUAAAUGGAUUCUAACUAAGAAUUAUAGUGCUUUGCGUAAAGGUGUUAAGGGGUCCAUUAAUACAUUUAUCAAUAUUGUUAUAGAAUUAAAAAAAUGUUGUAAUCACGCCCUUUUGACCAAGCCUGAAGAUUUUGAAUCGAGAGCAUCCCUAGCAACUACAGAUGCUGUUGAGAAACUGUUACGAGGAUCUGGAAAGCUGCUAUUGCUAGAUAAAUUGCUUUGUAGGCUAAAAGAGACUGGUCACAGAGUGCUUAUAUUUUCUCAAAUGGUCAGAAUGUUGGACAUCUUAGCAGAGUACUUACAGAGGAGACAUUUUCCAUUCCAACGUCUUGAUGGCAGUAUAAAAGGUGAACUGAGAAAACAGGCACUAGAUCAUUUUAAUGCAGAAGGAUCACAAGACUUUUGCUUUUUACUAUCGACUCGAGCUGGCGGGUUAGGUAUUAACUUAGCCACUGCAGAUACUGUCAUUAUAUUCGAUUCAGAUUGGAAUCCUCAAAAUGACCUACAGGCUCAAGCACGUGCUCAUCGUAUUGGACAGAAAAAUCAGGUGAAUAUUUAUCGCUUAGUCACCGCCAGAUCUGUAGAAGAAGACAUUGUAGAAAGAGCCAAAAGAAAGAUGGUUUUAGAUCAUCUUGUAAUCCAGAGAAUGGAUACUACUGGUAGGACUGUACUUAAUAAACGGGAUGCAUCUGGAACAACGGCAAAUAAUCCAUUUAAUAAAGAAGAUUUAAAUGCUAUAUUGAAAUUUGGUGCCGAAGAGUUGUUCAAAGAUGAUGACGAGAAUGAUGAGGAUCCUGUUUGUGAUAUUGAUGAGAUUUUACAACGAGCUGAGACACGUGAUGAAGGUCCAACCAUGGCAGGGGAUGAAUUGCUUUCAGCAUUUAAAGUGGCCAGUUUUGCUUUUGAUGAAGAAAAAGCCGUAAUGGAGGUGAAAAAGGAAAAUACAGAAGAAGAAAGUAAAGAUUGGGAUGAUAUAAUACCUGAAAACGUUCGUAAGAAUAUUGAAGAACAAGAGAAAAGUAAAGAAAUGGAAGACCUAUAUUUACCUCCACGAAGAAAGAAUAUGCAAGCAAAUAAUGAUGAUGGUAGAGACGGGAGGAAGCGUCGCGGCCGAGGAUCUGGAGAAGGCGGUGCUGAUGGUGAAGGAGACUUGGAAAGUGAUGCCUCUGAAGCUGAAGCUAGCGCUGACGAUGAUCGGCCGCGCAAAAGGGGGCGGCCUCCCGCAUCGCAUAGAGAAAAGAUUAAAGGAUUUACAGAUCAAGAGAUACGGAGAUUUGUUAAAAGUUACAAAAAGUUCUCUGCACCGUUGAAGCAUUUGGACAGUAUAGCAUGUGAUGCUGAGCUCCAAGAAAAACCUUUAGCUGAUCUUAAAAAGCUGGGUGAGAUACUACAAGAGCGAUGUAAAGCUGUACUCAGUGAGACAACAGAAACCACUAAUGAACAAAGCGAUGGCCGAAAGAAUGCUAGAAAAUCCUUUAAACUUGGAGGUGUCCCUGUUAAUGCCAAAACGAUGGCUGCUUGCCAGGAUGAGUUAGCGCCUUUGGACGAAUUCUUGCCUGAAACAAAAGAAGAAAGACUGAAAUGGCAAUUGGAUUUCAGGACAAGACCUGCAAAUUUCGAUGUUGAAUGGGGCGUUGGUGAUGAUUCAAAACUCCUUGCUGGAAUAUACCAGUAUGGUAUGGGUUCAUGGGAGGCUAUCAAAAUGGAUUCUUCAUUUGAAAUUGGUGAUAAAAUUCUUACAAAUGAAGACAAAAAACCACAAGCAAAACAUUUACAAUCUAGAGCUGAAUAUUUGCUUAAGUUAAUAAAAAAAUUGUUAGAUCAAAAAAAUGGUAAGCAGAAGCAAAGGAAACCAAGGAUGAAAAAAGGAAAUAAAGAGCCUGUAACAAAAGAUAUUGUUGAAGAAGAUGUUACUUCUGGUGAUGAAAACAAGAAAAACAACAAGAAUGUAAAAAAUGAAAAAUCUGAUAAGGUUAAAUCAAAAUUAGAAGAAAUUUCAACGCAUGAUGAGACUUCCAAUGAUAGAAAAGAAAAAGAUAAGAAACGCACAAAGAAAGAGGGUAAAGACCGAACAAAAGGGGACAAAGUUAAAGGUCGCAAAAAACCUGCCGGGCCUAUGCAUUUUACAGCAAAUAAUGAGCCUAGAGCAUUAGAAGUUUUAGGUGACCUUGAUCCAUCCGUCUUUGAAGAGUGUAAAGAAAAAAUGAGGCCAGUUAAAAAAGCUCUGCGGGCACUUGAUAAUCCUGAUCAGACUUUAUCUGAAGCUGAACAAGUAUCAAGAACAAGAUCAUGUCUAUCACAAAUUGGAAACCAAAUAGAUAUAUGUUUAGAAGAGUAUCCAGAUCCCGAAAAGAAAGUUGAGUGGAGGAGCAAUCUCUGGUAUUUUGUAUCAAAAUUCACAAAUUUUGAUGCGAAACAGUUAUAUAGGUUAUAUAAGUAUGGUCUCAAGAAAACUGUAGAUGGUCCCAAACAUAAAGAUGGGAAACGCAAAGAAAAUGCGAAAGGUGCUAAGAAUAAUCUAAAUUCAAAUAAUCAUAUAAAUAAGUCAUUUAAAAAAGAAAACAAGCACGACGAUACAAAUCAUAGAAAAGAAAAAAGACCGAAAAUAGACAGAGAGAAGUCGUCAGAUAAAGCAAAUGAGAAAAAUCCACAUUCAUCAGGGGUAAAAAGGAAAUUAGAAGAAGGUGAAUGUGAUCCUGAGGCUAACGAAAACAAACGACAUGAGAGAGAUCGAGGCAGGUCGGAGCGCGAGCGGGACCGGGACCGGGACCGAGACCGAGAUCGAGAGCGGGAGCGGGACCGAGAACGUGACCGGGACCGGGAGAGAGAGAGGGACCGGGAUCGCGAGCGUUCCCGGACACGACGAGACAGUGGUGGUGUGGGUCCGGGGCGAGUGCGCCCGCCGUAUGCAAUGUCACAUCCACACCCGGAUCAUCAACAGCACCCUGCUUGGACUCCCCCCGCCUAUCCUGGACCGCGUCAGUAUCGUGGCGAUCGUAACCCACGACCGCAUGAUAAAAGAAGCAGGUUUGGUGGUUAUGCUGGAAUGGGUGGUCCGUAUACUGGGUACUAUGAGGGUGGCGCAAUGCCGAGCGGAAUGGGGUUUCCUCCAGUGCGGCCAUAUCCGGACGAUUGGCGAAGCUAUCCUCAGCCUGAGUAUGCUUACGAUGAACGGGAUUAUGAACGUGAAGUCUAUAGAAGGGACUAUGAUCGACGUGCACCCCCCACAUAG